AGUCGACUGUGGAAUUUACUGAGGAAAAAGAAGACAUUAGCUAGCUGCUAACAGUAAAAUACACUAACAUUUCAUCUGAAUACAGCCAAGAAACGAAGGCGACUGAACAAUGACACACAUUAAGUUUCUCUGCAGGGGUAAGUGAGGUGUAUCGUACCCCGUCCUAGGAUGGACAGUUAUUUUAAGGCUGCUGUGUGCGACCUGGACAAGCUUUUGGAUGACUUUGAGCUCAACGCAGAGGAGCUUGAGAACAAGCCCGCCACUUUUGCAAGCGCUCCUUGUCCGGACUCCACGAUCAUCCCUGGUCACCAUUUGGACCUUCAGAGCUUCAUACCAGAGCAACACACAGUUACACAAACACUCCCAGAUGUCAAUGCCCUGCACUAUGGACUUACAUCACAAAGUAUUACUUUAAACCAAAAAGAUUCUUAUUCAAAUGAACGGCCGCUCACAGGUGUGGAUCUUCUGUCCUCUGUCGAUAGCAGAGGCAUCAAAAGUUCAGCUCCGCCUUGUCCGGACCGGUCGCUGAAGCCUGUGUGUGACCUGGUGAAUGAUACGGGUUCUGCAAACCUCCAGCAGGCUGACAGUCAGGAGGACUUUAAAGAGCUGGAUGUUCCUGAGAAACAAACUAAUGAGGUGCUGCUAGUGGACUUCGAGAGUCCUGUAGUAUCUAGUCCAGAAGAUGCUUCUAACGCCGGUGAAUUACCAAAUCUUGACUCUGAGGUUAACUAUAACUCAUUCAGCCUGCUGGAUGUCAUAUUACCGGCCGUUGGUGACCCUCAUGGUUCAAGUAGCAUCACACCUUUGGAGUGCAAUCAGAUUGAAAGUUCUUGUCCUGAAGACUCAAACGCCAAUGAUCAGAACAAUUCUCCAUGCGAAGUCUCAGUGAACGAGGACGAUGUUAGUAAUUCAGAUCCUCAUGCUACAGAUGAAGCUAUUUCAGCAACCAAAGAAGAGCAUGCUGUAUCGCUCCAGCCGGACUCAACAGAUACCCAACUGUCUGAAGAUCUCAGUGUUAAAACUCCAGAGGAUUCAGCUGGAAGUCCCUCCUUGGAGAAGGAACCUUCUCUCUCUUGCUUGCCAAUGGCCGUAUCUAUGUGUGGAUCCCUUGUGGCGUCUUUAGACCCACAGACAGCAGUGAUUGAAACCAAAGAUGAGGCUGAACUGGAAAAAAAUUCAGCGAUUCAAGAGGCUGAAGAGUUCAUUCUUCCGUUAGAAGAACCCACAACACCGUUCUCCUCCAAUAGGCCUGAUUCCUCACCUGAAGAUGAACCUGAGCUAGUCCAAAUCAUGUCGAACACAGAAAGGGCAACUGCUGUCUCGGGCCAUUACCCUGAAAGAAACUUUAAGCGCAACUUGUCGCCAACAGAGAAAGAGUUGUGUGAAAGCAACCCAUCUCCGCCCUAUUCAGAAAGCCCAAAUUUUUCCUAUGAGUUCAGUAUCGCCAACGAUUACCUUCCUGAAAGCGACCAGACCGUUAUGAUGGUUACGGACGAGGAGCUGGACGCCUUUCUGAUGGGUCAGGAUGUGAAAAUCAAUUCCGACGCAGGCGCAGACAAAUUCGUAGAUGACAGCUUUUCAGAAUUUAACGGAAACGUGGAAGGCUUUUUAGAUGAGGAGCUGCAGAGCUGUAAAGUCGAGACGUUUGCUUCUCCUGAGAGUGAUGGUUCACUUCAAUAUCUGGAGGAGAGCGAAGGUUCUAGCGUUUCUUCUUCAUCUCAGGACAGCAGCCCGCUGAGGACAGACUCCACACAAACUAUUAUCCAUGAGAAUGCAACCAGCCCUGUUGAGAUUCAGUCAGUUUGUGCCCCCAACCAAGAGUCAAAUUACGGCGGGGCGAGACCAAAGCAGUUAUCCAACCAAACCGCACGGCCUCCAUCUGAAAGACACCGGACCGGCCAUGCUGAACCCAAUGUAGCAGGCCUUUCUGCAGAGCAUGACUCGCAAAUUUCUCCCAACCAAGAUGAAAAUAACUGUGAAUAUAACUAUUCUUAUCAGCAAUAUGAUGCCAGUUAUGGCCAUGAUGAGCUUUCCGAGCCUCCACCAUACCCAGGAGAGAGUCCUGAUCCACCAGCACACGAGGUCGAGGGUCUGGGGUCAAAGCAGCCUCCUUGGGUGCCAGACUCCGAGGCUCCUAACUGCAUGAAUUGUGAGCAAAAGUUUACCUUUACCAAGAGGAGACACCAUUGCAGAGCAUGUGGGAAGGUGUACUGUGCUAACUGCUGCAACCGCAAAUGCAGACUGAAAUAUCUGGACAAAGAAGCCAGGGUUUGUGUCAUCUGCCAUGUUACCAUACAGAGAGGUGAGUGCUAGACCACUUUAAUAUACUCUGUGGCUGGCUU
Molecule: messenger RNA, 2342 nt
Organism: Sinocyclocheilus rhinocerous
Lineage: Eukaryota; Metazoa; Chordata; Actinopteri; Cypriniformes; Cyprinidae
Product: zinc finger FYVE domain-containing protein 16-like
Exons: 4
Coding region: 169-2313 (714 amino acids)
Biological process (GO): endosomal transport
Cellular component (GO): early endosome membrane
Molecular function (GO): metal ion binding
Source: RefSeq, a predicted model, not a curated record